Molecule: messenger RNA, 556 nt
Organism: Anopheles maculipalpis
Lineage: Eukaryota; Metazoa; Arthropoda; Insecta; Diptera; Culicidae
Gene: MED21
Product: mediator of RNA polymerase II transcription subunit 21
Exons: 2
Coding region: 125-556 (143 amino acids)
Biological process (GO): regulation of transcription by RNA polymerase II
Cellular component (GO): mediator complex
Molecular function (GO): transcription coregulator activity
Source: RefSeq, a predicted model, not a curated record
ACCCGAGAUUGUGAUUCCCAUUCGUUAGCGUUAGUUUGUCUGCCUUCUUCGGUUUUUUUCUUUUCCCCUUUUUCUUUUCUUCAAAAUUGUCGGAAAGCUGGAUUAUUCAAUAGUCUUCGAAGCGAUGGCUGACCGACUAACUCAGCUACAGGACACGGUGAAUCAACAAGCGGAACACUUUUGUAACAGCAUCGGCAUCCUACAGCAGUGCUCGAUUCCGAGCAAGUUUGCCGGUUUUGAGCGUACCGGAUCCCAAACGCCUCAGCAACAGGUACAGCAGCAGCAACAACAGCAACAGGAAGACUACCCGCAACUAUUCUCCACCUUGAUCUCCCGAUGCGCCAAGGACAUCGACACCCUUAUCGAAUCUCUGCCCAGCGAGGAAAGUUCGAUCGAGCUGCAGGUCCAAUCGUUGCAGCGGCUCGAAGCCGAAAACAAAGAGUCGGCCGAAAAGUUGGAAGAAAUCGUGCGGAAGGGCGAGCUGCUGCUAGAGAAAAUUCAAGCCGCGCUCAGUGAUAUAGCCCAGUCCCAGCUGGACAUGCAGUAUUCGUCGUAG